AUGCCUCAGAGAAAACCAUCUUUUAAUAGUGUCUUCACCAAUAAGCUUGAUGUUGAGGAGCUUGAGAUGCUUUUGGAAGCAUACUUUGUUCAAAUUGAUGGAACUCUCAACAAGCUUUCCACGUUGAGGGAGUAUGUUGAUGACACAGAGGAUUACAUCAAUAUUAUGUUGGAUGACAAACAGAACCAUCUCCUUCAAAUGGGAGUCAUGUUAACCACGGCAACUCUGGUAGUGAGUGCCUUUGUUGUUGUGGCUGGUGUUUUUGGCAUGAAUAUUCAUAUUGAACUGUUUGAUAGUGACAAGUAG
This is a messenger RNA of Lathyrus sativus (Indian pea), 306 nucleotides long. The record is from the annotation of a GenBank genome assembly. NCBI's taxonomy places the organism in Eukaryota, Viridiplantae, Streptophyta, Magnoliopsida, Fabales, Fabaceae.